Molecule: messenger RNA, 5461 nt
Organism: Thalassophryne amazonica
Lineage: Eukaryota; Metazoa; Chordata; Actinopteri; Batrachoidiformes; Batrachoididae
Product: F-box only protein 8-like
Exons: 8
Coding region: 170-1132 (320 amino acids)
Biological process (GO): regulation of ARF protein signal transduction
Molecular function (GO): protein binding; guanyl-nucleotide exchange factor activity
Source: RefSeq, a predicted model, not a curated record
CUUUCUGAUUGGCUGAGAAAUGAUCGCGAGCCGCAGUACUAAAUGGUAAUCAUCCUCUUUUUGCAUCCUGCACAACCUGAAGUAACAUCUGGAUCGUUUUAACAUCAGAGAAACUGUCUCCAGCUGUCCUUGCGUUGGCUCCAGUUGUCAGAGGAAUAACUAAACUCAGAUGGGUCAGGCACUGUGGAGGCUUCCUCCCAGACAACAGCAACAGCUUCAGGAAGAGCUAGCAGACCGACUGGCUGAUCGAGGAGGAGGAAGACGAGAGCAAGGGAGAGCUGGAGGAACCCAAAGAAGAGGUCCCCAGAGCUGUUACAGUCCAGACAUCUACCAUCUGCUGAGAACUCGCAAAGGAGGCAAAGAGCAGCAUGGCUUUAUAGAUUUGGAGAUGCUUCCACCAGAAUUAGGCAUCACUAUAUUGUCUUACUUGAAUGCUACGGACCUGUGCCUGGCCGGCUGUGUGUGGCAGGAACUUGGAAAUGACGAAUAUCUGUGGCAGGGACUGUGUAAGUCAACUUGGGGUCACUGCUCCAUCUACAACAGAAGACUACCGGUUGGUUUCUCCUAUCGGAGACUUUACCUGCAGCUGGAUGAAGGCAGCCUAACAUUCAACGCUAACCCUCAGGAGGGUAUCAGUUAUUUCAUGUCUAAAGGAAUACUCGUGGACCAUCCCACUGAGCUUGCCAAGUUCAUCUUCUACACCAGACGGCUCAACUGGAAGAUGUUAAGGAUUUACCUGGAUGAAAGGCGUGAUGUGCUGGAUGAGUUAGUGACCCUCCAUAACUUCAGCAACCAGUUCCUGCCCAAUGCUCUGCGGGACUUCUUUAGACACAUCCAUGCACCAGAGGAAAGAGGAGAAUAUCUAGAAACCCUGAUCACAAAGUUCAGCCACAGAUUUUGUACCUGCAACCCAGGCCUUGUUCGAGAACUGGGCCUCAGUCCUGACGCUGUGUACGUGCUGUGCUACAGUCUGAUCCUGCUGUCAAUCGAUCUCACCAGUCCUCACGUCAAAAACAAAAUGUCCAAGAGGGAGUUUAUCCGGAACACUCGCCGAGCAACCCACAAUGUCUCUGAUGACUUUGUGGGUCAUCUCUAUGACAACAUAUACCUGAUAGGACACGUGGCUGCGUAGGUCACCUGGCGUGCUGCACUGGGUGUGCUGCAGAAUUCCUUAAUCUGCACUGAACAAGUGGAAAUGGUUUUCUUAACACACCUGGAAUGUAUCGAACAUUGUGGAGAACUGAUUUUAAUCUUUUUUCUGAUCUUGUAUUUAAAGGUAUAUUACAGCCAGAAUAACAUGAGUAUUGAAAUCAGUAGAAGCUCAAAUUUACCACUGCACUGCGAGAGCUGGUGUGUCUCUCACACACGGUAACGUUCCGCGGUUUUAAUCGAAGGUGUGAAACAAGGCAUUUGAAAUGUCCAUAGGACCAAACCGCUACAAUGAAGGAGGCUUUAAAGUGGAGCGGGUCAGAACCCGAAGAUGAACUCUGAUGCUGCACUGACAGAUGAGGACUGCUGGUUGGUGGAGGGAGCUGAAGCACUGCCUGGCCUGUCACAGGUGUGAGACCACGAUGCUCUGAAGCUGCUGCUUUUUAUUCACUCAAAAACUGAUCCGCUUGAGUCCAGAUCCUUUGUGGGGCUGCUAGCUGAUAGUGGCAGUGAGGUGUGUGUCCAUCUGACAUCUUUUUUUUUGUUUUGUAUUUGUUUGCUGUAACAGCUGACAACAUGAGCAGCAUAGGUGGGCACAGCUAACUUUACAGUUAGCUUCAGUACUCACUAAUCUGCUCACUGGAACGGUAACUGUAAUAAUGCUAAACUGCUAAAGCAUUUAGCUGAAGCUACCAUUAACUCAACUUUUAUGAUACAAAUUUAGCUUCAGCUUUUUUUUUUCUGCUCUAAAACCAUAAAAAGUAAACCUAAAGAGCUCAAAUGUUAGUAUGUUGUAGUGUAAACAUGGAGGUUCUCAAAAAAAGGGUUAGCAUGCCAAGAUAGGCAAUGAUCAAGAUGUAUAUAAAUAAUUAAAUGAAAAACGGGUAGUUUAUUCAAAGUACAGAAAGUAUUAAACAAAGAAGAAUUAAGAAGUAAAUGUAAAUUUUAAUCAAACUGCUUUCAUGCAAUGUGUUAGUUUUGCUUACUGGAUUACUGUCCAAGUUCCAAGAGGAACAAAUAUGUAUACACGCAUUUUUUGACUGUGAAACAUUACAAAAAAAAAAAAAAAAAUUGCUGACUUAAGGUUAGCGCAACUGGUCUACUAAUGGCUUUCAAAGUUAGCCAAAAAGUUAAUCCGCUAAUGGAGAAUCUAAUUAGAUGUUAGCUGUGCCCACCAGUGAUGCACAUCAUGUUCCAGGUUAACACCACGACACAGAAUGAUUCACUAAACAGUUUUAACAGCUGAAAUUCUAAUGAAUGGCCAAACUGCUCCCAUCCAUAAAACUAGUGCCUUGCUAAAGGUAAACAACUAAUCUCUGCUGUGCAUCCAGUAGUAACUACAGAAAGUUCUGAUUCACUAGAACCAUGUUUCUGUGGAUGAUGUCUACCCCCCACCAUUUUUGAGUUUAUAUGUUAAUUGACAGGUUAAUUUUUUUAUAGCAUUACUCAUAGCAUUGUCACACCUCUGAGUGCUCAACUCACCUUUCAGUGAUUGACAAAUUCCCUUUUUCCACAGUUUUAUUUAGGAAGGAAUGAAUGAAAAUAAACAGUCCUCUUAGAUCUCGAACGGCGGUAUUCCGAACCUUCCAUUUGCAUAGUGUAGCUAUUAAUGUUAUUGCAUGUUAUGAUUAAUUACACCAAAAUAUAGGUAAUGGUAGUCAUUUACUAAAAGGGACUAUUUAUCCACUGGUGAUCUUCAAAGUGUAAAUGUAGAUGAAAAUUUAACAUCCAGCUUCAGAGUGUAGUGAGAGAGAAAUGAGAGAUCCAUGGGUCAGAGCAGCAGUAAGCAAAUCCGCUUCAGCUAACAUCUUAAGAUUGAUGCAGAGUUGAUAUAAACUGAUACAUAAGAAGAAAAAAAAAAUACACCUGCCAGACCAUAUUUCGUCAGAUGUCACUGUACCACUAAAUGUACAGAAUAGGAUGCAACAAAACCCAUGAAACCAAGAAACUGCAAUAUUUAACUUAGGAACCAUGAGGUGUGUAUCACUAAAAAGUGAGUUCUGCAACACUGACUACAAAUUAUAUUUUCUUCACAUGCUUGUUUUUAAUGUGAUUCUGCAAAAUGCACUGUAAAAACUUGAGGUAGAAUGUUCAGGUUGAGAAAAAUGCAGAUCCUCAUGCUAGCUGUACAUUUCAAAUAAUGUUAUUCCAUUGUUUUUUAUUUUGUGCAAGGCUUUUGUUCUAUACUCUUAGGAAAGCUGACAGGAGUGUACUGUGAUUUGAACCAUUUUGGACCAUAACGAAGGUGCAUCGUCACACCCGUAGUACUGACAAUUACAUGUUAGAUUGCAAGCAUUAAUUUCCAUGGUAUUUUAUGUAUACGGUAGAAUUUUCCCAGUUCGCACUCAUUCAUUUCUUCCUAAACUAAUGUUUCUAAAGUGGAAUUCUUGCAAACAAUGUAAUCAUCAGAGGUGAGUCAGGAGUUUGAUGCUAACAAUCAUUUUGACAAGUGAUGUUAAAGACAGUGAGUUGAUCCUUUUAGACCUUUACACACUAAGAGUGAUGAAAAUAAAUGACAAAAAAUGCAACUUUUUUCUGAGGUGGUCCUGUUGUCAUGAUGGUUUUUGUACCAAAAGCAGCACAUCUUCUGCCUUUUGAAAAGGUAAAUUUAAAAAGAUGUUACGAUUUGCACAAACUCAAUUUUGAAAUGUCAAAACCCAAGAUUUUUUAAUCGAUAGGCUUCGCUCACACUUGUUUUGACAUUUGCAAAGAUGAAGCAGGGGGAAAAACUGAAUUUUUCUCAAUGAUUUAUCCAUUUCAAGCACCAUAUUCUGAAAAAUUGUUAACCUUUAACAAAUAGAUAAGGUUUGAGUUCUGCGCUAAACAUCCUCAAAGGUGUGUAAUAUCACCUCUCCAGCACAUUAAUUAGCUGUGUAUUUUCAACACAGCUAAUUAAUUUUUAAAACUGCAAUACUGGGCAUCACAGCUGGCCUGUAAAUGGGUAGAGUGAGUGCUGUGUGUAGCAGGAGCAGAAUAUUUGACCAGUGAUUUCUGGUAUGGUCCAGGGUUGUGUUCUGGCUCCAACACCGUUCAGUGCUUACAUGGACGGGGUGUUGGGUGGAGUACUGGAACCAGCAGAUUAGGUGCCUUUGUUGAUAAGGAAAGGUAACAUUCAUAUCUUUGGGUCCUUGUCUUUUGAGAUUUGGCAAUGGCAGUACCUUUGAGGAGAAUGAAGUUUCAACUUUUUAGGGUUCUAGUUCACCCGGUCUUACUGUAUGAUUGUGAGACUUGGACACUAAAGGAGAUUUGACGUCUUUGGUUCUUGGUCUCCUCAGACGAUCCUUGGGUACUGCUGGAAUGACUGCCGAAUAGUUAAUAAGGGAGACUCAGAUGAGGUGUACCACUUACAUUGUGAGGGAAUGUCAGCUAUGACUUUAGGACACGUGAUGUAUUUCUCUUGACAUGAUCCAGAAGGCAGGUGCUUCUGUGUUAACCUCGGCAACUGAAGAAGGCCAAAUGGACGCUCACGUUGCACCAGCUGGAGAAGAUUGAUGUCUACUUUCAAGAGUUGGGGAUGAGCUGCUUCUCUGCCUGGGUGGUUGCCAUCCAGAACACAAGGCAAUUUCAUUGUGUGGUGAAUGCGGCAACAUGUGAGACCAAUGCGUUGUAUUUUCUACGUACCUUAAAUAGGUGGAUUGUAUUUGUCAAUGCAGAAACAUGUCUGAGAUGUUUUUAAUGGAUUUCUCAAACUACAAGUGUGUGACGUACACUGUUGAGGGCAAACUGACAAAAGAAACACAAAAUUAACAACUGACUGUGAAAGUGAACUCAGCCACCGCCAUUAAAAAUCAGCUUACCUUGAGUGUUCACACAUUCACGUGGAACACUGUUUGCCAUUGCAAGAAUGACUCCCUUCACGCCGGACGCAGCACGCAAUUAGCUUUUACCCAGCAGCUAGCAUGUAGCCAUAGCUAAUAGCGAAACAACGUCACAGUACUCACCAAAUGUAACCAAAGCAACAGACAGGAUGACACACUGAUGCAGUUAAUUAUUUUUCCUCUAAUAGGGGAUAAAACAACAGCCACAACAUUUAUAUACAUUUUUUUCUAAGUUUCAUUUAAAUCAAUUGCAGUUUAAUUCAGCUGUAAUCAGGCCGAUGAGUUUGAAUUUAAAUGAUCCGUGUCAUUUAAGAUCCGCUGUUGCAAACGAUGCACACUGACUUUAAUAUGCUUUAUCAUUUUAUUUAUGUUUAGAAGGAAAUCUUAUCUUUUUUUUUUCUUUGAGUAUUGUUAAAAAAUGUGACGGUAAAAUGUAUUGAAAAAGAAACUGUCCUAAAUAACUGACUCAUUAAAUGUGGGCUUGAUUUUACUGU